AUGGCGAACAAAAAAGGGAAACAGGAAAUGGUCCAGGUUGACAAGUCGGAACGUGCCGAUUCACCCUUCUGGGCUGGCCGAAAUGCGUCCCUAAACCAGGGAUCGUCGAAGUUCUAUAGCUCGAAUACUGUUGUUGGCGCAUCAUACUCACAUGCCAAUAUUGUACAUGUCUUCUUUGGCAGACCUACCUCCUCCCACUCCGCCCCAAGAACACCACCAAAGCCAUCGGCUUCAAAUGUUGCAUCAAACUUGCCUCGACGGCCAGGAAACCUAGUUGCCUCACCUCCCCGGCAGCCCUACCCCGGCAUUAUGACCGAAGGGGUCGACGAGUGGAGCCGUGACCCCACGGAAGAUGAUGAUGAAGAAGAUGAUGAUGACGAGAUUGUGUACGAUGAUGAUGAAGACGAAUUCGGGCUCCCUAGUCUUGCUAGUAUGAGAAGGAAAAGGUCCGCGCCUUUGAAGGCCCAGAAUAUUGAUUUCAGUGGUGGGGCAGGCAACCCCUCAACACUGGGGUAUGGAUUAGCAGCCGCCAACAGGCAACGCGCGAAUAGCUCAGAUAUUGCGGAGGAGCGCGGUGCCCCGCUGUAUCCAACUGCUCGUAAGGGGGAUGAGAAGAUCCUCCGGCCUCAAUACAAGGACAUCUUACAAGACCCUGCUAAUGCUUUGAAUCUCAUCAACCACUCCCCACCUCCUAUAGAUGCUUCACCCAAAGAGAGGGACAUCCACUCGAGUCGCAUCACGCGAAUUAACAAGUUCAAGCGUAUCUUGCAAGCAAGUACGGUAUCUCCCACCGAGCUGCGGGAUCUCGCGUGGUCAGGUGUCCCGGAAGAAGUGCGACCAAUGACUUGGCAACUUCUCCUUGGGUAUCUUCCUACAAAUAGUGAGCGACGCAUUUCCACUCUGGAACGGAAGCGCAAGGAGUACCUUGACGGAGUCCGGCAGGCCUUUGACCGAGGUAGUGGGGCAAGCUCUGCAAACCCUCCUUCGACCAAGGGCCGUGGCAGAGGACUUGAUGAGGCGGUUUGGCACCAGAUUAGUAUUGAUGUUCCACGCACUAGCCCUCACAUUCCGCUGUAUGGCUAUGAAGCUACCCAGCGGUCUUUGGAACGCAUCCUUUAUCUCUGGGCCAUCCGACACCCAGCAAGUGGAUAUGUUCAAGGUAUUAAUGAUCUAGUCACGCCAUUCUGGCAGGUCUUUCUGGGUGUUUACAUAACCGAUCUGAACGUUGAAAAUGGAAUGGAUCCAGGCCAAUUGCCUCGGAGUGUGUUGGAUGCAGUGGAAGCAGACACCUUUUGGUGUUUGACAAAGCUGCUGGACGGUAUCCAGGACAAUUACAUUUAUGCUCAGCCUGGCAUUCACCGACAGGUCAGGGCACUACGAGACCUGACAGUGCGCAUCGAUGCAGCACUCGCAAAGCACCUAGAGCAAGAAGGUGUGGAGUUUAUGCAAUUUAGUUUCCGAUGGAUGAACUGCUUGCUCAUGCGGGAAAUGAGCAUCAAGAACACGAUACGCAUGUGGGACACGUACAUGGCCGAGGAGCAGGGCUUCUCUCGAUUCCACCUUUAUGUUUGCGCUGCAUUCUUAGUCAAGUGGACAGAUCAAUUGGUCAAGAUGGAUUUCCAGGAGGUUAUGAUGUUCCUCCAAGCAUUGCCAACGAAGGGUUGGACCGAGAAAGACAUUGAGCUCUUACUCAGCGAAGCAUUUAUCUGGCAAAGCCUGUUUCAAGACUCGCGUGCUCACCUCCGGCCUGCUGGCGAUGAACCUCCUGAAAAUGGUAUCUUUUAUUGA
Penicillium expansum is the source of this 1788-nucleotide messenger RNA. RefSeq names its product GTPase-activating protein GYP1. Gene Ontology annotation, biological process: activation of GTPase activity. The record is from RefSeq and is a predicted model, not a curated record. Gene Ontology annotation, molecular function: GTPase activator activity. Gene Ontology annotation, cellular component: Golgi apparatus. The transcript is spliced from 8 exons. The coding region runs from base 1 to 1788 and encodes 595 amino acids. Lineage: Eukaryota; Fungi; Ascomycota; Eurotiomycetes; Eurotiales; Aspergillaceae.